AUGGAUGAAGUUACUCCUCAUUGGAAGAGACUUAGUUUUUAUGAUGAUGGUUGCAUCGAAGGAGAAAAAUCGAAUAUCUCUAUUAUUUCCAAAGUGGAGGUGAUACAAGAGAGGUUUUCGAAGGCCGCUGACAACAUGAAACUAUACAUCAAAGAACAAUUGCGGAAGAUCGGAUUUCCAGAAACAACCAACAUGAAACCAUCGUCUCAACUAGUUAAGACAAAGGGUGCUUCAAAGAAAGUGAAGCCUACACCGAAUGACAAAUCGACUACACGGUCUCCUUCAUAUUGUGAGCACAUCGACAAACUCUUUCCCGACUCACCUACUCCGAAAUUGCAAAAAUCUCAAAAAAGUUCAAACAAAGGAGAUCGCAUUAGCAAACCGCCACCGACACCUAUUCCACUGAAAGUUCUGACUCCGACACCUAUUUCUCCAAAAACUACGUCAAUCAAAAAGGUACAUGUUGCUCCAAAAAUUCCAUUCAUCGACGAGAUGCCAGUUUUUAUGCAGAAAUACAUAGACCGGGUCGUCAAUAUGGCGGGGGACGAUAAUUGCGGAUUUCGAGCCGUAUCAACUUUACUUGGUAAGGGAGAGAAUGCCCAUAAGCUUGUCUGUCAUGAAUUUAUCGAAGAGUUGAUGAACCAUAAAGACCCGUACACGCGGGUAUUUGGAAACGAAGCUAAAUUUGAAUCGGUUAACGAAGCUCUUGUUCCUUGGUUGGGCGCUAACACACCGAUUUCAAAAUGGAUGAGAUUCCCAUAA
Molecule: messenger RNA, 762 nt
Organism: Vicia villosa (hairy vetch)
Lineage: Eukaryota; Viridiplantae; Streptophyta; Magnoliopsida; Fabales; Fabaceae
Exons: 1
Coding region: 1-762 (253 amino acids)
Source: RefSeq, a predicted model, not a curated record